AUGUCGGGGAAAACGCUCAGCAAUGGGACGAUGAGCCUACGCUUCAUGCAGAACGCGCAACGCGCGAAGCAACAGGCGGAGAUCGAGGCAGCGCAGGCGAAAGUCAAGGACGAGGCCGAAUGGGAGGUUUCGUCCGAGGUACGGGAGGCGUGGGCGCUCUCUAAACCUCCGACUCAGGAGAGGCAAUCCGUAUCCUACGAGGCGUCAUACAUACCGUUUAUGUAUUCAACAUCAGAGGCUGAGAGCUCGCAAGGCGCGCCAAGUAUCGCGUCCACGUCCACCGUGAAGGUCCGAGGGAGACGGACGUUCAAGAAGGGCCGUGAAGUCACUCAAGAAGAGGAGGAUCGAGCAGCCGCAGAGCAGGCACAGGCUGAAGCUGCAGAGCAAGCCCGCGACUGGUCCAAAAGCUCGCUUCGCCCAGCCACUCUGUCUGGUUCCGGAGCCUCCGUUCUGAAACCUCGGAAAGAAAAGGCAAAGGACGUCGCGCCAGGUCCCGGCGUGAAGAAGGGGAAGAGCGCUCGUCUGAUGAUUUACGAAGAGGGCGACGUGGGCACCGACCUACGAUCGGGGAGGACUGCCGGGCCGCGGACGACAUCUGAUCCCGCAGACGCAAGUGAGCCCUCGGCCCCGCUCAGACCCGUGACGGCGAAGGCGUCCACGUCAGCUAUGUUCCUGAAGCCAUCGGGCAUCGAUACACCGACUAAGGGCGUUUCUUCCUCUAAGGCCAAGCCAUCGGAUGGGAAGCGAACUCGAGUGGAUUCUGGUGUACACGAAGGGAAGUUGGGCAAGAAGCGGAGAACGAAAGCUCCGACUGACUCAGUUACAUGA
Punctularia strigosozonata HHB-11173 SS5 is the source of this 828-nucleotide messenger RNA. RefSeq lists its product as uncharacterized. Lineage: Eukaryota; Fungi; Basidiomycota; Agaricomycetes; Corticiales; Punctulariaceae. The transcript has 3 exons. The record is from RefSeq and is a predicted model, not a curated record. The coding region runs from base 1 to 828 and encodes 275 amino acids.